Messenger RNA from Pocillopora meandrina, 14563 nucleotides. Lineage: Eukaryota; Metazoa; Cnidaria; Anthozoa; Scleractinia; Pocilloporidae. The record is from the annotation of a GenBank genome assembly.
GAUGGAGAGAGGCUAUGUUCGUGUUAUACCUUCAAUAAAAGACAAUCGUUCUGGCCAAACGCAAGGGACUCCUGUGAAUCCAACGAUAAAACACUCGCAGUCAUGGAAUCAGAGCAGGAAUGGCAAUUUAUUACAAAUGAGAUUCAAAAUAAAUCAGGCAGCCGAUAUGAUGAAAGGUCUAUCGGCUUGAAAAAAAAUUCAGUGACGCGUAGAUGGACUUGGAUCAAUGGUAAAUCUUUGACUAUUGACAAAUGGCAUAAGGAGGGCAUCAAUCCUGACCCAAAUGACACUUACGGACUGAUUCAUAAGGAAUAUCCACCAGGAUUUAAAGGAUCACUUAGUACCUAUAGGGGCUACGUUAAAAGACAAUGGAUUUGCGAGGAAGAAACAGGUAUUGAUCAGUAGCACAAAAAGGGCAAUAAUUUGUGAAUCAAACGCUGUUGUUAUACACAGUUUUUUUCCUACAAGCUACCCUAACACCCCCCCAACACCCUUCCUCGUUCUUUAUCCCAACGUACUCUUUCUGAAGGCCGCCUAUUGCGAUUACAUUACUACUAAUAGUCCAUCACCAUCAGGGGAGUAGACCGUGAUCUUAGCCGCACAUUUACCUAAAGCUUUCUAAGUUAUAGGGACGUGCAAUUGAAACUUUAUCACUCAUUCUAUCACUCACUGAACCGGUAUCGCAGAAGUCAUGGGUUCAAAUCCCGUACAGACCUGAAUUUUUUUCAGGCCUUCCUUUCACUACUACUUAAGUAGUGUUCAUUACUGCGAAGAUUGCUACCAUAUUCACGUCUUUAACCGCAGUUCAAAUAUUUGACUUCCAUAUAUUCACAACCGUUUAUUCACUACUUCACGGGUUUAUUUGGAACCAACACAUUGACCAGCUCCCAGUUGGCUUGUUAGCUCAGUUGUUAGAGCACUACACGGGUAUCGCAGAGGUCAUAGGUUCAAGUCCCGUACAGGCCUGAAUUUUUUUCAGGCCUUCUUUUCACUACUACUUAAGUAGUGUUCGUUACAAUCGAUCGAAAGAUCCCUUUCAUAUUCAACUCGUUAUGUUUCUUUAACAGCUAUCUGUAAAGGGAUUUGCUUCGUACAUCAUGUUCCAAUAGCCACAAGUCCUCCUCGAACAUCAAAUGAGACCAAAGCUGUUACCACAGGUAAGAUCAUAUAUCGAUUGUUGAUUUUAAGGUAUGUAGACGAGUCAAAUCCAUAUUGUUGGUUUGUUAGCUUAAGGUUCGUCACUUGGUUAUAUGAGUAUUCAGUUAAAACAGCCAGAAGCACUUUUAAGGAUAUGUAUUAGCUUGUAUUCGAGACGCUCCGAGAAAAAAAGUUAAAAUUAAGUACCCUAAACACGUUAAAUCCAGCGACUUAAAAAACUGACUCUUACCACGGCGAAAUCAACAGAGAAAGUUCAGCCAAGGUUUCUUAUUCAUAUAGAAGAGUUUUCAAUUUUCUAAGGUCUACAAUCCAUGGGGAUUCCCUAUGCGAGACUUUCAAGCAGCCCUCUCUCUUUCCUCUACUUUCCAUAUGUUAUCCCGUUUCAGUAGGGUCAACCUAAUUAUCAGCUUACCCAAGGUUCUCCGACGACCACAUUUCCAGUAAUGACAAAGGUCGAAGACCUCAAGAAAGAUCCCAACUGCUUUUUUCUUUAUCUGGCAAUCGCUACUUUAGCAGCAUUAUUGUUUAUAGUGAUGAUCAUCCUUGCCGUGGUUUUGAUACUGCUACGAAAAAAACAACAAGAAAAAGGUACUUGGAUUUUAUUUGCAUUGUCCAUCAAAUUCAACGUGACAUGUAGCCAUCUGUAUCGUCAGGGCAAUUUAGAGGCAGGUUUGAUUUAAAUAUCAUUUAAUAUUGAUUUAAACCACAAUUCUAGAGAUGUAUAUGAAUGUAACGGGCAAGGAAGCUCAAUGUAAAUAAAAGUAGCGAGUGAAGGUGAAAAAAAAAAUUAACAACAAUGAUCAUAAAUAAAUAAUAAAAAAAAAUUAUAAUAGAACAAUAAAAUAAAUGCUGAGUUUUGGCGAAGAAAUAGAUUACACUCUCUAAGUCUAAAGUGUCCUGGACUUCGAUACAAUGCUGCCUUGUAAGACCGACUGGUUCUGGAAAAAUCAUACUUAAGGGAUCGUAAAAAUUACGCUACGACAAAUCUGAGUAAAAUAACCGUCCUAAAUGACGUGCUCAAAGGAAAUAGCUGGUCACACUACCAAUACGCUCCGUGACUACCUCCUGGCUCUCAAGUUGUUAAUUUGUCAACCGAGGUACCAAGUACAUGUAUGUUUGCAGUAAAAUACCGCCGGAUGAACCGACAAAUCGCGGGGAGUCUGACGUCAUUUUGUUUUUCCAAAAACUUAAAUUGAAACCUUUUGAAGAAACAAAAGUUGUUUAUUCCUUUGUUUGCUACUAACGGUGGUACUUGAUUUUAUCCACUAGCUUCAAGAAACAAAGCUGUCAAAAUGUAAGUUGCUUCUGUGUCACUCUUAAUCGACAUUUAUUCAGUCCAAGUGCACAUGUAAAUUUAGGCCGAGUGUAUCUCUUAAACAAAACAUAAAAAUUUGUGAUUGGAAGGAAUAAAAUUCCUUAAAACAGGUUUUAAGGAGAAGAACGAGGAAAUCUUAUUCAAAUGUUGAUAUAACCAGUGGCACAAAAUUUUAAUUUUUCGCUUUUGAUGGGCUGAAACCAGAUUUUUCAUGCCCAUCGAUGCAGAAACCGUCAUUCCUAUCGAUUUAAUACCAGAGUAGAUUUGGCGAUUUCACGAAGGCAAUAGACUGUAACUAGAGUACAGGGAACCCAAGCUGUUUAUGAGAGAACAGUAUUAUCAUGUUUUAAAUGGCUCUGCUCUGGAACUCCGUAGGUUUUCUAACAAGUUGAGUAGAUAGCUAUUCAUGAAUCUCCGCCAAAUAAAUAUGGGGUGCUGCUCGUUGUUUGUUGUUUAAUGUUUCAAAAGUUUGUCUGUCUUCCUGUUGCCAGUCAGUCUAGUUGCAUUUUCAAAGGUCAUUAGUGAUGAACCUGGACCUUCUCACUUUUUUCUUUCUGUUUGUUUGUUUGUUUGUUUUUUUUUUGCUCUCAUUAUACAGAAAUCAGCGUGAAUUUCAAGAGAGCUUGCCAUUGAAUGUUUUGAAUGUUGAUGCCCGGCUAGAGUUUGCUUCGGACAAUGGAACCGGGAUUGAGGGGCUCCAGAGUGAACAGCUUGUCCAACAGGAGGGUAUAUACACCGAGCUGUUACCGGAGUCGAUGAUGGUAAUUAUACUUACAACGAACUUGAAGUUACCCAAUAUGAGCUUUAUAAAAAAAGGGACUAUAGUAUGUGCCUUACUUCCUUUAUUUUAACUUUUUAGCUGUUCCUCUGGAUGUUUGCUCCCUGCAUCGCCCCUUUCCCUGCGCUUAUAUAUUGCCUCUCUGACGCACCUUGACUGUGGUCUUUUGACAAAAAAAAUUUUUCCAUAUUAUAUAAGUCUGAUUGUUUAAUCUAUUUACCAUUAUUAUUCAUCAAAUUUUAUUCAUCCGUUUAUGUCCUUACUUUCCUUUAUAUCUAUUUUAAACAUCACUUCUUUUCAGGAAUGGCGGGUGAAGGGGUCUCAUUUGGAAAUAGGCAAUAAGCAUAAGAUUUAAGCGCAGUAUCUUAUAAAACCUUCACUAGAAACGCAUUUGAACGAAUGUCUAAUUUUCACUUGGCAGCGUUUAUGGUUUCGUUCAAUUUUUUUUUUUUUCAUUUGAUUUGACGAUCUUAGUCGUGUUUUCAGCGUUACCAAGCCUAUCAAGUCGAUUAUAACAUGAUUUUUGUAACAAAUAAAACUGAAUAUUUUGCAGACCUCUGAAAACGAUGGUUCCCGAACGUACACUCCCCUUGUGAAAUCAACAGAAGACAGUGACAUUGAAUAUGUGAAUCAAAUACCUGCUCCUGAUUAUGUUAAUGCUUGUUGAGUGGAUUUUUCGUAAUUAAGAUGAUAAUCGCCUAAAAAGCUGAAGUAAACAAAAUGUCGAUGGUAUGUGUCUCUGCAAAGCCACAAUCCCUCCCCCCCCCCCCAUCAUGCAAAGGCUUAAAUAAAGAUGAAUACACUAUUAUCCUGUCUUGCAGUGGUUGUGCUAUUUCAACACAUCGGUAUGUUACUGUCGAGUGUAAGAAAUUGUGAAAGGAAUCGUUGAGAAUUCUAAAGUUCAUGACGGACGAGCUCUUGAUCGAAUGUCUGGUUUCAUUUUUUAGCUGUUUUCUAGAUAGUGGCGAUUAAUUUUAGAUCAUGAAUCAAGAGAAUUGCGAGAUAACCCUCGAGGUAGAACGUGUUUUGACCGUUUAUAACAAGUAUUUAUCAAGAGCGACGGACAAGGAUGGCAUAAGCAUAAUUAUUUUUUUUUGAGAAGGAAAUAGUAGAUGGUAAUGAUCAAAUUAAUGUGUAUUGAAUAAUGUUGGCUUAACAAUCAUGUCAAAGAACCCCAAGUCCUUCACUAGCUUUCAUCUAGUUGUAGAUUUAAAGCUGUUUCCUUUGUGUAUAUCGCGUCAGUAUAGGUGUGUUGAAUUGGAAAAUUGAUGAAUUUGCACAAUAUACUGACACUCGCUUUAUUCAGUGUUUUUAAUAUAUUACACUCCUUGCUUGUUCAAUUGAAAACCAAGGGAAUUCAAAAAAAUUUAAAGGUUUUUAGAUAAUUAAUAUAACUUUUAGCGCCCAACAGCGAUACUGAACAUGCGAAUCAAAUACCUACUUCUGAGUAUGUUAAUGCUUGAGUGGAUCCGAAUGCAUCCAAAACUAACCUUAGUUAAAAUAUGUCAAACUAUCCAAAAGGCCACAGACCAUGUAAAUGAAUAAGAGAGAGAGAGAGAGAAACAGGAAGAUGGCUGAAGGGGAAAAAAAUCCUCAGUUGAAGCUUUUUCAUUAAUUGUGUUGCAAAGUUUCCAAGACAAUCCCUGACCCUGACGACCUCAAUCCCGCCAGAAAAGCUUUAAAAGAACAUUUCCGAAAAAUUAUCCAAUGAGUUUGUACGAAAUACAACCCUGCUGUAUCUGAAAUAAACCAGAGCACAUUUCUUCGCUUUGAAUAAAUUGGCUUAAGAGAAAAGCCAAGAGACUGUGUUGUUUUCCUCAUCUUAAAUUUCUCUAUUUCAUUCUCUUGUUCUUGAUUCGAUACUUGAUCAAAUACAACAGCUAUGUAUUAAUCUUAAACACAGUUUAUAGUCUCUGUGUCUGCAGAAUUCUCAGUCUGAUGAUUUGUUUGAAUGCUGUGUCGUAAUAGAAGACAAGGGUUUCAAUUCCCUCAUAGUACGUUAGUACGUUCCCGUGUAGUACGCGGUUACUACAGGAUCGAUAUUAAGAGAACUAUUUAGUCUAUGUACAAAAAUCUAGAUAAAUAAAUGACUGAUAACAUAACUGUUUUUACUUUGUUUAUCUAAUUCACAUGCAAGUCGUGGUAAUUACUCGUCCAUCCAUCAGCCUGAUCUCUUGCCGAACUUUCCGCUUAUUCUUCCCAUGUCACACCUUGAAUGACCGGAAAUAUCUUUUAGCUGGUCAUCCAAGUGCAACUUUUACUUUCGUGACGUUUCAAACUUUUUCAUCCAAAACGUGUAGGCCUAGGACGAUGAAUUUAGCGAGGAUACAUGUAUUGAUCAUGCUUGCAAUUGACUUGUUACUGUCGAGAACUGGUAAGUGAAAAGAAAUUGAAGAUAAUCCUUAAAGACUUCACAGGUUUUUAUGUAUGAGAUCGAAUCUGAUAUCUUGCGCAUCCAACUCCUUACAUUGCAAAAUUUACUACCAAGAUGACUUGCAUUUAUAAAAAAUGAUUGGUAAAUAAUAUUUUGAUGUCUUUAGAGGAGAAUUCUCUCGCAUUUUACCUUCAUACACUUCACAUUACACAACGAUGGUCGAUUGGAUUGAAAGGAAGUAGAGGCUUCGAUUCCAUAAUGGAAAUAGAUCCAUGUUUUAUUGAUCCGUUGAAACGACUUUCUCGAAUUUUGAAAUUUGAACAGCUUUCAUUUAGUCGUUGCUAUGGAGCUGUAUGUCUUAUAUACAUCGCGACAGGUCUCUUUAAUGAUUGAAAAUAUCGUGCCACGACCGUUGUCGAACAUGGCAGAUCCACAGAACACAGGAUCACCAGAAAGGCAUUUGGGCACUUCACAGAUUUUUUUUCGCCUUGACAGACUAACACUUCAAUAUUUGAGAAUGAAUUAAAAUACCUUGGGUGAAAAAAAAUUUAAAAAGAAAGAAAGGAACAAAAUAUAUGAAGCAGUCUACCCCCGCCAAGUACACACUUAACCCCCAUCCUCCCUCAUCCCGCCCCAAUUGCACGAAAAGGCGGUUCCUCAGAAUAAAUGGACAUCAAAAAUGCAGUUUUCCAAAGUGAGAGGGGCGCUUCUCAGGCACUUUGUACCCUCCCGAGGUCUUGCUCGCCUUGGAAGACCUAGCUGAUCACCAUCCUACUCCUACUACUUUACGACGUCUACCCACUACCCACGAUCCGGGACAUUAAGCUACACUCGUGUAACGUAAAUGUGGGAUGAUACCAUCGUAUCAAAUAUUUCGGGCGGAAGGUGUGAAGGUUUGCUAGAUAAAUUCGUAGUUUUUGUUUUCAUCAAUCAUCUUUGUGAUACUUAUUUUUUUUAACGAAAUGUAUGUAAAUAAAAAAGAUUUGAGGAAUCAUUGAAUAGUAUUUUACAUUUCAUUGUGAUCGCCUGCUUUGCUAACCGACGUUUAUCCGAUGUGGUUCUCUCAAACCCAGAUUUUUCAAGGCCAGGGGUUGUAAAACCUUACUUUUCAGUAAUACUGUAAGAUCCUGAUUUGAGACUUUUGGCGUGUGUAUGAAGUGUGGUUGUACUAUCGCCGCAAUUCUUCUGCUAUUCCAUCUAAAUGAAAUCUAAAUAACCCAGAUCUCCUUCAGACAAGUAGUGUUUCUUUAAUCUUUCUGCCUUGCUUAAGACUGCAGAUGACAAAUGAAAUAAAAAAAAAACGAAUAAAAACAUGGAUAUAUGAAUAGGUAAUGACCUUGUUGAUUAAUGUAUGAAUGAUUGUGGCGAUCACCCUCUAUCAAGUCACGUGUUCGGUUGUAAUCCUUGGCUUCACGAAAACUUGCUGUAGUUUUUUUUAAAGAUCAGAAAGUUCAAACUAAAAGUUCAAUUCGUGAUCCAUGCUCACACACUUCAUUCUUCCCCCUCCCCACCCCUUUCUUGUUGUUAAUUAUUGAUAGAGCGAAAACAACAUAUUUGUAAGUUGUUUUGUUUUUUUUUUGUUUCUUGAUAGAUGAAGAGAGGCUUUGUUCAUGCUGUAGCUUUAUUGAAACAGAGCAGGAAUGGGAAUUUAUCGAAAAUGCGAUUCAUAACCGAGAAGGCAGUGAAUGUGGUGAAUGGUUUAUUGGUCUUGAGAUGAAUAUAACAUCAGUUAAUCGGACUUGGAUCAAUGGCGAACCUCUGACUAUUGACAAAUGGGAUAAGUCAAGUCCUGAACCAAAUGACUUUUAUGGGAUGAUUCAUGAGGAAUUUCCACCUGGAAUGAAAGGAUCUUUUAGCACAAUUACAAAGAGGAUUAGCACCGUACAAAGAGGAUGGAUUUGCGAGAAAGAAUCAGGUAUUGAUCAGGAUCAGAUAACAGAACGAUUUUAGCUUUAUCAAACAUUAUUAUCAUGCAUGAAUCUGAAUUAACUGUAGGCUGCUUUUGCGCUCUCCUUCCCACCCUUUAUCUGUUCUUUUUCUCAUCUUACCCUUUUCGCCUAUUUCGAUCACCUCAUACGAAGGCUCAUCAUCUUCAGUGGAACAGUUCCCGUGAUACCAGCCACUUUGAUAAAAGUUUAUAGAUAAAUUAUUGGGAACCCCUUAGAUAAUGUACUGAUUCGUAGCUAGCUAUGGGAAAGCUUGAGAAACACUACAUUUCCGUCUAAUCAAAUUGCCACUCCACAAAUGUCUACCUAGAAACAGUGUCAAUUUUCAUGUUCCUAUCACAGACAAUUGUCGAGGGGUCUGUUUCCUCCAUCCUUUUCCAAGAAGCACAAAUCCUCCUGGACCUAUAACUGCAACAAAAAUUGUUACCACACUAGGGAAGACGUCAACCGAACAGGAUAUCGCUGGUGUAUCAGGUAAGAUCGCCGAUUGAUUGACAAUUUUGAUUGACUGAGGAUAUAUAAAAGAGUAACUUCCAUGCGUUAGCCUAGUUUUGUUUGCUUUUUUCCUUCCUGUUUCACUUCGACUUGUCUUUUCAUGUUUUUGUUUCGUUUGAUUGUUCUGUUUGUAUGCUUCUUUGCUUGUUGUUGUUGUUUUGUUUUUGUGUGUGUGGCAGAGCUUAAGGGACCUCUUUGCAUUUGAUAUUGGUUUUCCUUGUUUUCGUUCUUUUGUUCGCUUGAAGGUUGGACAGUCGGUAAAGAAUUUGCCGGAUCAUUCAGGGGCACUAUUUAGGAUAGAUAUUAUAAUCUCUUGAUACAUCACGAUUAACAUCAUUAGAAAUUUGAAAAUACAAAUGCAUUUAAUCCAGGAUCUUCAAUAACUGUGUUCAUACCAACCAUGGUAAUCACAAAUGACAACAGCAGUUCACUGCCCACAGUACUGAUAAUUGCCGCUUCCUCAGCAGCAGUGUUCUUCGUAGUGUUGAUCAUUCUUAUUGCAGUUAUAUUAUUAAGGCGAAGGAAUCGUCAACGAAAAGGUAAAGAAGUUCGACAUUAACGAUAAUUAAUUGCCUUUGACUUCUCAAAUUUUAUUUCCUUUGCCGAUUUCGUGCUUUUAAGCGUUGUCGUAUUGAAAAGCAGCACUAAAUAUGUAAUAAGAUGUUCGCAAAAUAUUGAAACUACAGGUUUACGGGUGAUCAUUGUUUAGACACAAAUCUUUGCGAUAACAGAAACAUUCUGCUUAAUUUUUACCACUGUUACAGUGUGGCAAGACAUAAACCUGUCUUUUUUACAUGCAGUGAUAAUCAAAGUCAUGUUUUCUAAAUGCACAUCUUUUUAGAUGCAGAAAGCACAGUGUCGAAAGAAUAAUCGUUAGUAUCUAUUUCCUUUUUCUGAAGCGCUUUCCCACUGGUACUUAUUGAGUGGUUUAAGGUAAUACUAGUAUUUGAGCUAGCGCUGAAAGUCGUAUCCUCUUGUUGCUAUGAUUAUUGCUACUUCCUCUUUCCCUAGAAAAAAUGCCAAUCCAUAGCAAGGUUACCCCUCCUCCUCAGGUCCACCUAUUAAACGUGAUUGCACCAAUCUAUACUCCUGGAUGGAUAAAGCUAGUCUAAAGCAUCUCUGCAAACUCAAACCCAGACCUUCAGACCCGAAUCCUUCAGCGCACAAACCCCGUAUGCUCUACACUAACCAAAAGAGUGCACAUGUUAUAUUGAGUUUUACCUAAAAAAAGAAAAAAAAACGUUUAAAUUUGAGUCGAAUCGUUGCUUGGAGGCGUUGCUUACCUUGACAAGUUAUUAGUGCUAUCGUUUGGUAGAAGAUAAUAUAAUUGCUCGUUCAGGAGUUUCUCCGUGGUCCAUUUUUUUCCAAAUUGUAUAAAGCAUGAAUUUACUGCUUUACAAAUAAAAUUUUGAAACAAUUUGAGGCUAUGAAAUCAGUGAUCCUCUUGUGAAAACCCCUGAUUUCUUUGAAGUUCGUUGCCCAAACAUCAUUUAGCAACAAAGGCACUUGUAAAAACAAAUUUAGACUGAGUUAAUUCCAACAAAAGUGAUGUUCAAAGAUAUAUGUCAGUGGCAUCCACCUCCGUUAUUGAUGGGCAAGACUACCUCCCUCGCCCAAGAGCAUGAGACAAAAUGAGGAAAUAUCAUCUCUGCAUUAACCACGGCGUUUGAUAGUAACGAAAACAAAACGUCUCUAAGCGUUUUAGCUGAUAUGUUUCCUAAAGAUUUUACGGAAGAGAAAAUUUGUCAAUUUGACAAGGGUAAUCGACCGCUGCUUAAGCCCGCAGCAAGAGGUGCUCAACGCUGCUCUUAGAGUUUUUGUCAAGUUGAUUUGAUACCUUCCUAAUUGCCUGCUGAACAUGGCGAGCUUUUCCCUGCUUUAUUUUUUGAACUUCUGUUUGGUUGUCUUACUGCUAGCAGUCAAUGUAUUUUAAUUUUCAAAUGCAAUUGAUAGCUAGCUUCCCCUGUUUGCUGUUUUCUUUUUGUUUGUUUAUUGGUAACCCGUCUCUACACAGAAAUCAGCGCGACUUUCAAGACGGUUUGCAGUUGAUUAAUUUGAGUGGUAGUGCCCAACCCAGUUUUUUCGCGGGAACUGAAACCAGGAAUGAGAAGCUCCAAACUGAACCUUUUGUCCAACAGGAGGGAAUAUAUACUGCGCUAUGUCCUCAGUCAAUGAUGGUAAUUAUACAUAAAAUGAAACGAAAACUACCCAAUGUGGUCCAAAUGUGAUUUUCGAAAAACAAAAAAAUUGAAUGAAUAAUUUUCCAACCAAUAAAACUGUCUAUUUCGCAGACGCCUGAUGAGGAUAAUUCACGAACAUACGCGUCGCUUGAUGAAUCUAAGAGAGAAGCCAAAGACAUUGAAUAUGAGAAUUUAAAACCAGCUCAUGGGUAUGUUAAUGCUUCACCAUCAGAAAACGUGUGAAAAGCUAUGGUGGAUUGUUUGUUAGACAUUUUGCGUUAAUCCAGGAUAAUAAAGUUGUGAUAAUAAUGUAAACUAAAUUUGAUAGCACUUUUGGUGAAAGUUUAUUUCAUGGUGGCAAUCGAGCCCACAGGUUUUCCUCCCUGCUCAAAAACCUUUGUAUUCUUAAAAUUUCGUUUGAAAUCGUUCCUCAAAUUAAUCAAUAACUAACCUUGAUUUGCUUCCCCUUUUUUGUUUUUGUUUUUUGUUUUUAUUUGUUUAUUUAGACUCCAACGUAAACCGUUUGUACAACGGGAAGGUGUAGAUACCGCACUGUGUGCAAUGAUGGUAAUUUCGCACAAAAUUAAUUAAAUCACCUAAUUUGAUUUUUCAACAUUAGAUUACGAAAAAAUUAAAUAUAUAUUCAAAAAAAGAAAGAAAAUCCGAAACGUCUAAGUGUUUUCAAACUACCAGCUACAUCUAUCUAUCUAUUCCCUAUAUUAUAUUCCCCUAUAUAUCUAUUUAAACAUUACAGUUUUCUGGGGAAACAUCACAUUAUAGAAGUAGAGGUAGAGGGGUCUCAUUUACAAACAGGCAUUAUGUUUCACAACCAGUAGUCUAAACUUUUAGCCGUAUUUUUGCCAAAGAGUCUAUAUCGUCAGAAGGAAUCGAGAGCACAGUUCGAUAAACCUUGUCUGUCAAGUCGAUAAAACCAUCAGUUUUCUCACAAAUAAAACUGAAUAUUUUGCAGGCUCCAGAAGACGAAGGUUCCCGAACUUACACAUCUACAGGGGAAGACGGCGACAUUGAAUAUGUGAAUCAAAUACCUACUCCUGAGUAUGUUAAUGCUUGAGUGAGUUGUUCGGGAGACGAGUGGCGCUAAUUUAGGAUUAUAAAGCUGACAUAAAAAUGAUAAAAUUAGAAAUAUUGCGUGUUAAGCCAAAAUAAAACCUGCGUGACAUAAUCGAGCGCAGGUCCCACCAGAAGUGGGGGAGAGUUUUCAAAAUUUAAACCAUCAAAUCAUUUACAAAGUCAUGAACAGUUAAAAAAAAGGGAGUGUGAAAAAAUUAAGAUUAUUUCAAUGAAAAGUAGAGAUGUGCGUAACAAGCCAAAACAGAGUCUGCGUGACAUAAUGGAGCGCAGGCCCAUUUUAUUGUUUUGUUAUUGUUGUUGUUGUUGCUGGUUUUUUUUUCGUUGUUGUUGUUUUUUUUGCCCCAAAACUCCAUGUAGUCCUUUCACCGCUGUGUCGAGGAGUGUUGUGAAGUGCCGACAUGGACGAAGGCGAGAGAGAUCGAGGUACGUUUCAUUCUUCAAUCAGCGUGGGGGCAUUGCGGCUUUCGUUUUGACGAUUUUGGCUAUUUUAAAUAUCCGAUUUUCGGUUUUGUGCCAAAAAAACUUUGGUUUUUCGGUUUUCUUGUUCAUUUUGAUUUACGGAUAUUACGCGAUUUAGCAUUUGGUUUUCGGUUUUCGUCAAAAAUACAAACGGGUUCUCGGAAUUUUUUCGAUUUGUCUUCGAUCUGAGCGGCAAUGAAGCCCCUCCGCUGGUCUCAAAAAAACGCGAAACGCAGAUGUUAUUGAGAGGAAUGCGUAACAAACCAAAUGUAUUGAAAUAACCUCUAGUUGGUGAAAUUUCGUUGCGAUUCUUGGGAAGGUCACGCAUCUAGGUCGAUUAGUUUGCGAACUAUGGCUUACAACGAGCCUCACGGAAAACGGAAAAAGCUCAAGGAGAAGAAGCAACUGAGAACUAUUUCGUGAUUUUCUCAACUGACCGAGGAAAUGAUACGUGAUGGUGAAGCCUGCGCCCCAUUAUGCCACGCAGACCUAAUUUUGACUUGUCGCGUUAAAUUUCAAAUUUCAAAUAACAUGAUUCGAUCCGUGAUCCGAUCCGUGAUCCAAUCCUUGAUCCGAUCCUUGAUCCGGUCCGUGAUCCGAUCCGGUCCGAUCCAGUAACGAUCGCUCAUAUUCCUAGCGUGACAAAAUGACGUCAUGCAGAAAGCAGUGUAUAACUUAACAGUGGGAUGAUACCAUCGUUUCAAACAUUUUGGAUGUGAAGCAUGAAGGUUUGAUGGAUAAAUAUGCAGUUUUGGUUUUCAUCAUAAUCAUCUUCGCGAUGUUUACUUUUUCGACAAAUAGUAAGUAAAUAAAAAAGAUUUGAAGAAGUAUCGAAUAGUACUGUACAUUUAAUUGUGAUCACCUUCUUUGCUAGCGGACGUUUAUCUGAUGUGGUUGUCUCCUACCCAGAAUUUCCAGGGCCAGGCAGUUCUAAAACCCCACUUUUCAGUUAUGCGGUAGGAUGUGGGUAUGCGACUAUUGGCUUGUGUAUGGAGUGAGAUUGUGCUAUCACCGCGAUUCUUCUGCUAUUCCCACUAAAUCUAAACAACUAAGGUCUUCUUCAGACUGGUGGUCUUUUUCGAAUCCGUAAGUCUUUCUUACGACCACAAAUGAAUAACGAAUAAAAAAAUGAAUAUAAACAUGGAUAAAUGAAUAGGUAAUUAUCUAUUCAUGAUUAAUGCGCGAGUGAUGAUGGUGAUCACCCUCUACCAAGUCAUGCGUUCGGUUGUAAUCCAUGGAUCAGAAAGUUCAAUCCGUAAUCCAUGCUCACACACUCCCCUCUACCCCCUCCUAUUAUUGAUUAUUGAUAGAGGUUAAAAAAACAUCUUUGUAAUUUGUCUUGUUUUUUGUUUCUUAGUAGAUGGAGAGAGGCUUUGUUCGUGUUACAGCUUUAAUAACCAGUCAUUUGGUAAGGCGUGGCCACAAGCAAAUAGCAUCUGUGAAAAACACAACAAAAGCCUUGUGGUGAUGGAAACAGAGUAGGAAUGGGAAUUUAUCAAAAAUGCGAUUCAAAACCGAGUAAGCAGUAAACAUGGCGAGUGGUUCAUUGGUUUGGAGCUCAAUGUAACAACAGGGAAUUGGACUUGGAUCAAUAGCAAACCGCUGACUAUUGACAAAUGGGAGGAUUCAAGUCCUGACCCAAAUGACUUAUACGGGAUAAUUCAUGAGGAAUUUCCAGCUGGAAUGAAAGGGUCUUUUAGCACCAUUCAAGGCGAUGUACAAAGAGGAUGGAUUUGCGAGAAAGAAUCAGUUAUUGAUCAGGAUCAGAUAAAGGAAAUGAUUUUACCUUUAUCAAAAAUUAUUGUCAUGCAUUAAUCUGAAUUAGCCUCAGGCUGCUUUUGCCUUUCCUUUAUCACCCCUUAUCUUUUCUUUCCCACCUUACUUACAACUCUCCCAACUUUACCCUUUCCGGAAUCCGCCCAUUGCGACCACCUCAUACUGAAGGCAUAUCAUCUACUGGGGAAAAGUUCCCGUAAUACCAGCCCCUUUAAAAAAGCUUUAUAGAUAAAUUAUAAGAGAACCUACUAGAAAUGUAUCGAUUCGUGGCUAUGGGCCAGCCUAAAAAUAAUACAUUCUUACCCAAUCGCAAUGUCACCCCACAAAUGUCUUACUAGUGAGUGUCAAUUGUCAUGUUCCUUUAACAGACAAUUGUCGAGGAGACUGUUUCUCACAUCCUGUUCCGAGAAGCACCAGUCCUCCUGGAACAAAAGCGUUUACUACAAAAGUCAAGACGUCAAUAGAACAGGAUGUCACUGAUGUAUCAGGUGUAUCUAGUUUAAGAUAUGUGAAAGAGCAACUUUUAUGAAGUAGCCGAAGUUUGUAUGUUUCGUUUUGAAAUUUUGAAAACAAGUCGAAACGGUCUCUAUUUGUUUCUCUUUUUCACUGUUUAGAUCGUCUUUUUGUCUGUAUUUUUAUUUUUCAGAGGAAAAAAGAUUUGGCCUCCCGGUGGUUUUCCUUAUUUGUAUGUUUUAUUAUUGUGUCUCAAGCUAAAAUCAAUAUUAAAAGCCAGCAUCACUAUUUAGGUUUAACUGUAUCAUGAUUCGUGUGCAUGUGAACAAAACUUUUAAUACAAUGAUAUAAUAUCUAGGGUCUUAAACAAUUGUCUCCAUCCUUACCACGGCGAAAUCAACAGACACCCUUACCACGGCGGAUGACAAGAGCAGGUCUUCCCCUACAGUAAUGUUAGUGGUCGCAUCUUUAGGAGCAGUGCUCUUCGUAGCGUUGAUCAUUCUCAUCAUAGUCAUUUUAUUAAGACGAAAGAAACGU